CCUGUUAUCUCUCUUUAGAGGUAAACAUGCAAAACCAAGUGAGGUUCUCCAGUUGCAGAGGUGUGGCAUUUGAGAUCAAACCUCAUGCAGAUCCAUUUGCCAUCACUACGGCAGCAGAGCCCAACAGCAGCAAGAGAUUCUGGCCUUCAUGGAAUAUUUAUGGUAACUCCUCCAUAGUGUUCCCUUCUUCGAUACAGAAAUCCAUGAGCCGAGCCAGUAGCCACUUCUGUGACCUUGACCUUGAUGUAGAAGACGGUGAUAGUGAUGAUGAAAGCGAUAUCACUCUGAAGAAUUUAGAAAAAGGGAAGAACGAGGAGAGAGAUCACCACAAGCCAAUCAUUCCAUCCGCCACUAAACGUGAGCAACCAUCAAAGGCUGCACGAAAGCAAGAAUCAAGGUUGUCGGUAAUUUUGCUUGAUCAAGGGUUGUUCACGGUUUACAAGCGACUCUUUGCAGUUUGCUUAAUCCUGAACAUUACUGGCUUGGUUCUUGCAAUCACUGGUCAUUUCCCGUAUGCCAGAAAUAGAGCUUCCCUUUUUUCCAUCUUAAAUAUUCUUGCUUUGACACUAUGCAGAAGCGAAGCCUUCUUGCGAAUUGUUUUUUGGCUCGCAGUCAAAACAUUGGGGAGGUCUUGGGUUCCUCUCCCAAUAAAAACCGCUACCACUUCUUUGCUUCAGAGUCUUGGAGGUAUUCAUAGCGGUUGUGGCGUUUCAUCAGUUUUCUGGCUUAUUUAUGCUUUAAUCCUCACGCUCAAAGACAGAGAAAACACUUCUCCUGAGAUCAUAGGCGUGGCCAGUGCUAUUCUUUCUCUUCUCUGUCUUUCCUCAUUGGCUGCAUUCCCUCUUUUUCGUCAUCUCCAUCACAAUGUAUUCGAAAGGAUUCAUAGGUUUGCAGGAUGGACUGCGCUUGGUCUCCUGUGGGCAUUUGUUAUCCUUACAAUCUCUUAUGACCCGAAAAUCAAAUCCUACACAAGUGAACUUGGUUCAAGGCUUAUCAAACAACAAGAAUUCUGGUUCACCGCAGCCAUCACGGUACUAAUAAUCAUCCCAUGGUUGACAGUGAGGCGCGUACCCGUUAAGGUCUCUGCUCCUUCAGGUGCUGCUGGUGACUUCACGAAGUCCUUAUUGUCAAACCCGCCAAGCCAUCUGUGGGUUCGCCAGGUGCACUUUGCCGGUCUGCCUUAUCUAACUAACAUGUACGAUAGGGUUCUGCUGGUUGCAACAGGUUCAGGGAUUUGCGUGUUUUUGUCAUUCUUGUUGCAGCCUUGUAGAGCUAGUGUGUCUUUGGUUUGGGUGACUAAAGGGAUUGAACAAAACUUUGGUAAAGAAAUUACGCAGAUGGUAAGUAGGCAUCCCAAAGACAAGGUGAUAGUGCAUGACACCGCUCUAUUUGGUCGUCCAAAUGUGUCUCAAAUGAGUGUAGAUGCCGCUAAAAGAUGGGGAGCUGAAGUAGUCAUUGUUACAAGCAAUCCAGAAGGAAGCAGAGAUGUUGUCAAUGCGUGCAAGUCAGCAGGAAUUCCAGCUUUCGGUCCCAUUUGGGACUCUUAAUUUUAUUAUCCCUUUGGCAAUUAU
Messenger RNA from Pistacia vera, 1571 nucleotides. Its product is annotated as adenylate-forming reductase 03009-like. The transcript is spliced from 2 exons. The coding region runs from base 27 to 1547 and encodes 506 amino acids. Lineage: Eukaryota; Viridiplantae; Streptophyta; Magnoliopsida; Sapindales; Anacardiaceae. The record is from RefSeq and is a predicted model, not a curated record.